UCUAGAGAGAGAAAUAGAGAGCGUUACAUAAUUUACUUUCUUUUCAAUUUUAAUUAUUUUCUACUAAACACACAAACAGAGAUGGACGGCGGAGCUCCGGCGGCCGCGGACACAGUCAUGUCGGAAGCAGAGCCUUCUCACAACCACCAGCCGCAAGCUCCGGUGGAUCAUAUACCGGCGAUGUUCAGCCACGGCGGCCGAUUCAUCCAAUACAAUAUAUUCGGAAACAUCUUCGAGGUCACCGCCAAAUACAAACCCCCAAUCAUGCCCAUCGGAAAAGGGGCAUACGGCAUCGUUUGCUCUGCUUUGAAUGCGGAGACGAAUGAGCAUGUGGCGUUGAAGAAGAUAGCGAAUGCUUUCGACAAUAAAAUCGACGCCAAGAGGACUUUGCGUGAGAUCAAGCUUCUUCGGCACAUGGAUCAUGAAAAUGUGGUUGCUAUCCGAGAUAUAAUUCCACCGCCUCAACGAGAGGCUUUUAAUGAUGUUUAUAUUGCAUAUGAACUUAUGGACACUGAUCUCCACCAAAUCAUCCGUUCUAAUCAAGGUUUGUCGGAGGAACAUUGCCAGUAUUUCUUGUAUCAGAUUCUCCGAGGAUUGAAGUACAUACAUUCAGCAAAUGUUCUCCAUAGGGAUUUAAAGCCUAGCAAUCUUCUUCUUAAUGCAAAUUGUGACCUGAAAAUUUGUGAUUUUGGAUUGGCGCGCGUCACAUCCGAAAGUGACUUCAUGACGGAGUAUGUGGUUACAAGGUGGUAUCGGGCACCAGAGCUGUUGUUAAAUUCAUCAGACUACACUACAGCAAUUGAUGUAUGGUCUGUUGGGUGCAUUUUCAUGGAAUUGAUGGAUCGAAAACCAUUGUUUCCGGGCAGAGAUCACGUACACCAGUUACGUCUUUUGAUGGAGCUGAUUGGCACUCCAUCUGAAGCUGAGUUAGGAUUGCUGAAUGAAAAUGCAAAAAGAUACAUUAGGCAGCUCCCCCCUUAUAACCGGCAAUCAUUUACCGAGAAGUUUCAUCAUGUGAACCCUCUUGCCAUUGAUCUCGUCGAGAAGAUGCUAACUUUUGAUCCUAGACAAAGGAUUACAGUUGAAGGUGCGUUGGCGCAUCCGUACCUCAACUCGCUCCAUGACAUAAGUGACGAGCCUGUUUGUGAGACGCCCUUCAACUUCGACUUCGAACAACAUGCAUUGACAGAGGAGCAGAUGAAGGAGCUCAUCUACAGGGAGGCUCUUGCUUACAAUCCCGAAUAUCAACAGCCCUUGUGAAAAAAAUAAAUUGUAUUGUUUGUGCAAUUGUUGAGUAGUGUGGUGGUGCUAUGUGAUAUUGGACCAGUUUCUUGUAUAUAAUGGUCCAUUUAAAACCAAGUUUUGCAAAAUUCUUGAAUUAGAUGUGGAUAUUUAUGUAGAACGUGUUGUUAAGAUGCGACCGGCAAUUGGGUGUGUGUGUGGCCGGUGAUGGUAGUGGUGGCGGUGGUGCUAUGGCCGACGAUCAGAAUGACAUGAUUUAGUGGUUUCCUUGUAUUUUCUUCGAUCCGGACAUUUUCUGGCUAUUUGGAUCUUCGGAUUUGUUUUGUUUUGUUUCGUUUUGUUUUGUAUUAUUUUUUAUAUGAUCUGUGGGUUAUUGCAUAUAAAGGAAUUGACUGUUAGUA
Molecule: messenger RNA, 1643 nt
Organism: Salvia splendens (bonfire salvia)
Lineage: Eukaryota; Viridiplantae; Streptophyta; Magnoliopsida; Lamiales; Lamiaceae
Product: mitogen-activated protein kinase homolog MMK1
Exons: 6
Coding region: 82-1260 (392 amino acids)
Biological process (GO): protein phosphorylation
Molecular function (GO): ATP binding; MAP kinase activity
Source: RefSeq, a predicted model, not a curated record